CCUCCCUCGUGGCUCCAAUCGUCGUGGGUAUCGCUUCGCAAGUAGAAGGCGUCCACGUGCCAUUGCUCUUUCCGUUUCCCUUCAUAUCAAGACUCCGAUCCAGCUUUCACCGUCUCUGCUUGAUUGCUCUGCCAAAGGAAAGCGAUCGAUGGGCAAGAUGAAGAACUUGUUAGCUAUGAGCACUGAUUCCCAAGACGAAGCCCUUCAACUGAUCAACUCCGAUUUCCAGGAUCUGAGUCGCGCCGCAAGAAACCUCGCCCACCAUGCCAUCAAACUUGGUGGCCUCGGCUUCGGCACCUCUUUCCUUCAGUGGGUCGCUUCCAUCUCCGCCAUCUACUUGUUGAUUCUGGAUCGUACAAACUGGAAGACAAACAUUCUUACAUCGCUAUUGAUCCCAUACAUUUUCUUUAGUCUUCCUUCGUUAAUUUUUGGCUUCUUCAGGGGAGAGUUUGGGAAAUGGGUAGCUUUUAUUGCUGUUGUGUUACGGCUUUUCUUUCCAAGGCAUUUCCCUGAUUGGUUGGAAUUGCCUGCUGCUUUGAUUCUGCUUAUAGUUGUGGCUCCAAGUCUAUUCGCCAGCACCUUGAGAAGCAUGUGGAUUGGCGUGGCAAUAUGCCUUCUCAUUGCAUGUUACUUACUGCAAGAACACAUUCGAGCUUCUGGUGGUUUCAGGAAUUCUUUCACAAAAGCUCAUGGCAUAUCAAAUACAAUCGGCAUAAUCAUCCUGUUGGUCUAUCCUGUUUGGGCAUUGGUACUCGACUUUGCAUAAAUGCAACCUUGAACAGUUCUUGGGGUUUGGCUGUUGUCUUUGUAUUGAAAUGAUUAUUGUUCCUCUGUGGAUCAUUCAUUUGUUUGAAGAUGAGACUUGUUUAUCCCAAGAGUUUGCAUGUGUAAAAAUGUGAAAUCAGUUGUUAUUCAUAGACUUUUGGCAUCAUUGAAUGUAAAAAUAUGGCGGAGGAGGGUUGUAUUGUCCUCUCAGCUUCUAGUGUUGAUGGAAAUAAAUCAUAUAUUAUCUGUUAAAA
Prosopis cineraria is the source of this 1019-nucleotide messenger RNA. RefSeq names its product cold-regulated 413 plasma membrane protein 1. Lineage: Eukaryota; Viridiplantae; Streptophyta; Magnoliopsida; Fabales; Fabaceae. Bases 149 to 766 code for a protein of 205 amino acids. The record is from RefSeq and is a predicted model, not a curated record. Gene Ontology annotation, cellular component: membrane. The transcript is spliced from 4 exons.